GCCCGCUUCCGCCUUUGAGAACGCUUUCUCGCCAGCAAAUCUGCUUACAGGUGGCCAUGACCUCACUGCCCACUGGAAGCGCUGGGGACCCCGAUUUGUUUUCUGGGCUGUCGCCAGCCGGCUCCACUCCAGCCAACCAGAGCGCAGAGGCCUCGCGGGGCAACGGGUCGGCGGCGGCUCCCCGAGCUGCGGCUGUCACGCCGUUCCAGAGCCUGCAGCUGGUGCACCAGCUCAAGGGGCUGAUCGUGAUGCUCUACAGCGUGGUGGUGGUGGUGGGGCUGGUGGGCAAUUGCCUGCUGGUGCUGGUGAUCGCGCGCGCGCGCCGGCUGCACAACGUGACCAACUUCCUCAUCGGCAACCUGGCCUUGUCCGACGUGCUCAUGUGCGCCGCCUGUGUGCCGCUCACGCUGGCCUACGCCUUCGAGCCUCGUGGCUGGGUGUUCGGUGGAGGCCUGUGCCACCUGGUUUUCUUCCUACAGCCGGUCACCGUCUACGUGUCAGUGUUUACGCUCACCACAAUCGCUUUAGACCGCUACGUCGUUCUGGUGCACCCGCUCCGCCGGCGCAUCUCUCUGAGGCUCAGUGCCUACGCGGUGCUGGGUAUCUGGGCUCUGUCUGCGGUGCUGGCGCUGCCCGCCGCGGUGCACACCUACCAUGUGGAGCUCAAGCCGCAGGACGUGCGCCUUUGCGAGGAGUUCUGGGGCUCGCAGGAGCGCCAGCGCCAGCUCUACGCCUGGGGACUGCUGCUGGGCACGUAUUUGCUCCCCCUGCUGGCCAUCCUCCUGUCCUACGUCCGGGUGUCCGUGAAGCUGCGGAACCGCGUGGUGCCCGGCAGCGUGACCCAGAGCCAAGCGGACUGGGACCGAGCGCGUCGCCGCCGCACCUUCUGUCUGCUGGUGGUGGUGGUGGUCGUGUUUGCAGUCUGCUGGCUGCCGCUGCACGUUUUCAACCUGCUGCGGGACCUGGACCCGCGUGCCAUCGACCCCUACGCCUUCGGGCUGGUGCAGCUUCUCUGCCACUGGCUCGCCAUGAGCUCAGCCUGCUACAACCCCUUCAUCUACGCCUGGCUGCACGACAGCUUCCGCGAGGAGCUGCGCAAGAUGCUGCUGUCUUGGCCUCGCAAGAUUGUGCCCCGUGGCCAGAGCGUGACCGUCAGCGUGGUCAUCUGAUGUCACUCUGCCAGGCCUGAGCUGGGGAGCUUCAUAGCCCUUAGCCCCGGAGGUCAUCAGGAGACCUUAUUCCCCGCACCAGAGAUGUGCCAACACUGUGCGAGAUCCCCGCCCGCCUUCUCGGCUAGCUAUUUGUGUGAUUUGUUGUUGUUUUGUUUCGUUUCGUUUCUGUGAAAUGUUAGGUGGGCUUUGGAGCAGAAGAGCCUGGGGUGCGUGAGAGGAGCAGAUUUACCAGUUCUUUCUUCUACCUCUGAAAGCAAAACACAGCUAUUUCUCUGGGUUCAGAAAAAAUUCAGAAGCGGGGUUUUCUUUUCUUUCACCUUGCUUACAGCAUGGGUGGGCUUUAAAUGUGGGCUUUAAAUGGGGUUGGUGAAAUUUUUCACCUUACCUUUUUAAAAGGCCCCAGAGGAGACAUAAUGACUUGGAUUCAUGAUUGAUUUCCAAUAAUAUGUAUCCCAAAUCAAUAUUCAGGAUUUCAACAUUUCCUGAAUAUG
Messenger RNA from Psammomys obesus (fat sand rat), 1663 nucleotides. It is a transcript of the gene Prlhr, whose product is annotated as prolactin releasing hormone receptor. The record is from RefSeq and is a predicted model, not a curated record. Gene Ontology annotation, cellular component: neuron projection; plasma membrane. NCBI's taxonomy places the organism in Eukaryota, Metazoa, Chordata, Mammalia, Rodentia, Muridae. The transcript is spliced from 2 exons. The coding region runs from base 57 to 1169 and encodes 370 amino acids. Gene Ontology annotation, biological process: G protein-coupled receptor signaling pathway. Gene Ontology annotation, molecular function: neuropeptide Y receptor activity; neuropeptide binding.